Molecule: messenger RNA, 424 nt
Organism: Zerene cesonia (dogface butterfly)
Lineage: Eukaryota; Metazoa; Arthropoda; Insecta; Lepidoptera; Pieridae
Exons: 5
Coding region: 44-424 (126 amino acids)
Source: RefSeq, a predicted model, not a curated record
UCGUUCGUGUUGUGUCGCGUGCGCAGAUCUAACCAGUUUUAAAAUGGAUUGGUGUACAACUUGUAAUGGGAAAUAUAGAAUAGAGUCGCUCUCCGUGAAAACGUUCCACGGUGCAUUAAAUGUUAUAAGAGAAUCAUUUUGUCAAGAUGAAUACGUUUCCAUUGGAUGUGGUAUUAACAAAAACCCGAAGGCAGCAGAGGAGUUGCUGGAACUAUGCGCCGACGCAGCAUUGGAUGGUGUUUCUUUAGUGGCAGUUAAUACAGACACGGAUGAAGUGGUGUCUGUUGCUUUCAAUAAAAUACAGGUUCAAACAUCAAGUGCAUCGGAGAAAGCAUUCUUCGAGAUAUUUGCUGAGGAACGAUGCGAGGAGGAGGCGGCGCGUUCACUUAUACAGUUUAUGGCGAUCAUAUGGCGUCGAUUGUAG